UAGCCAAGAGGACGAUGAGUGUUUUCCCCCAAGAAUAAAAACAGCUCUGCGAUCUGACCUCACCCCCUGCCGCCAGAUCACGGUGGUGACUGCAGCCGUGCAGCUAGUUGGCUGAAACACUGCUGAGACCGGGAGCCCCACGGCAGGGCCCCUGAUGCGGUGUUCACUACGGCAGUUCCAGCCUUAUUAAAAUUCCUUGUCCUUGUCCCUAAACAGUGCUUUACACUUUCAGAUUUCCCUUUGGAUUUUUCAGUGGGUUAUUGGAGUUAUUAGAUUACCAAUAAUCCAACAGCCGGCCUGGCUAGAGAGGAGGGGGGAAGGGCGGAAGGCAUUCUCCAAAUCGGGAGGCUCUGGCCAAACUAGGUCAAUGGGAAGGAGGGGAGGGGCGAGAAAGGGGUUGACGGUUUCAAACCUUGAUGGAGGGCUCUCUCUAGUGUUAGGCAGCGGUAAAAACACCAUUAGGUUUGAGCUCCCGGAACCACGGGACUCCUAAUUUCCAAUAAAUGCACUUACUUAAUUUUAACUUCCCAGAUUCUCAUCCCUACCCCCUAUUAAAUCCCAACCGUCUCUUUCACCUUUAUCCCACCGGGCGAAGGGGUGAGAAAGCCUCAGUGUAGGAUUUUGAGGCCAAAGGCUCCGUCUUUGCAGACCGACUCUGACCCUUCCGCUUGCCGCAGAGGGGAUGAGCGGCGCAGUGUGACGCCACUGGCUAGUUUUAGGACCAGACUGCGGCCUUUGUGGCUGAGUCUUUCGCUGUCCCCUGGCCCCCGAAAGCGCACCCCGGAGCCUGCUACCGAGACCAAAUUAGGACAUGGCACCCGGGGGUUAUAAUUCCCGGGAGGGCCACAGGAAGGCGAGGCAACUUUGGAGAGUGCCAGUGCGCGCGCAGGGGUCGGGGCCCCGGCCUUUGCCGAGUCCAAGCUGUGUCUCUACGGUUUCGGGGAAAUCGGAUUCGGAAAUCCUUACGGCUUGGCAGCUCCUAUUCUAAAGACUUUGGGCGGAAACCAAGUGGAGCUGGGUUCCCGUUCUUGCCAACGUAGGCGGAAGGGGCUUUCUGUUUAGUUUUUCUCCAGCCUUGCCUGGGGCGCCUAUGAUGGAGACCCUCAGCCCCUAGGGACUCGAUCUUUUUUACCUUGAAGUCUCGCCCAAACAUUCCCCUAAAAGAACGGGGGUGAGGGAGAAUGGAAGGCAAAAAGAGGGAAAAAAGCAAAUAAACUUCGGAAUCGGACAACUUAGUCUCGAUAUGGGCCUCGGAUUGUAUUCGAACUCCUGGGUUCUAGACCCAGCUCUGCUACUAACUUGUCUGACCUUCCCCGUUUAUAAACUGUUGUGGGUGAGAGGUUGGACUAGGUGAACUCUGAGAGCCCUGCACUCGGCGCGGACGAGGGAUUUAGGGGAAAGUGUGCUGUAUUCCCCGCGAGCCUUCCCCAGCGGCCCCGCCUCCCCGGGUGAAUCCCCGGCGGCCAGCGCAGCGCAGGCAGCGAUCCUGGCGGCUGCUGGGGCCCGGCAGCUUCCUGGAAAGUUACUUCUUGUUGGAGCCGGCGAUAGGCAAAGUGUGUUCUGUGAAAUCCGCAGAGCCGAGAUUGACUACGUUCCGGGAAUGAGAGGGCUGUGUCAUUCCUCUCAUUGCCUGCUGCCUUGACGGCGUAACAGGAAAAAAAAAAAAAAAAAAAAAAAAAAAAAAAAAGGCAUACACACAAUGUUAGCUACCGAGGUGCACGAAAAGUUUUAUUUGAAUGUAACUAAAUUAAGGGCCGCCACGGUCAUACCACAAAGCCUCCGUCGCGCCUUGCGGGGGGCUUCGAGGUGGAUCGCCCAGGGGCGGGCAGUCCCUGGAAGACAGGUUUUGAGCAAAAUUUUGGACUGUGAAGCAAGGCAUUGGUGAAGACAAAAUGGCCUCACCGGCUGACAGCUGUAUCCAGUUCACCCGCCAUGCCAGUGAUGUUCUUCUCAACCUUAAUCGUCUCCGGAGUCGAGACAUCUUGACUGAUGUUGUCAUUGUUGUGAGCCGUGAGCAGUUUAGAGCCCAUAAAACGGUCCUCAUGGCCUGCAGUGGCCUGUUCUAUAGCAUCUUUACAGACCAGUUGAAAUGCAACCUUAGUGUGAUCAAUCUAGAUCCUGAGAUCAACCCUGAGGGGUUCUGCAUCCUCCUGGACUUUAUGUACACAUCUCGGCUCAAUUUGCGGGAGGGCAACAUCAUGGCUGUGAUGGCCACAGCUAUGUACCUGCAGAUGGAGCAUGUUGUGGACACUUGCCGGAAGUUUAUCAAGGCCAGUGAAGCAGAGAUGGUUCCUACCAUCAAGCCCCCUCGUGAAGAGUUCCUCAACAGCCGGAUGCUGAUGCCGCAAGACAUCAUGGCCUAUCGGGGUCGUGAGGUGGUGGAGAACAACCUGCCACUGAGGAGCGCCCCUGGGUGUGAGAGCAGAGCCUUUGCCCCCAGCCUGUACAGUGGCCUGUCCACACCGCCAGCCUCUUAUUCCAUGUACAGCCACCUCCCUGUCAGCAGCCUCCUCUUCUCCGAUGAGGAGUUUCGGGAUGUCCGGAUGCCUGUGGCCAACCCCUUCCCCAAGGAGCGGGCCCUCCCAUGUGAUAGUGCCAGGCCAGUCCCUGGUGAGUACAGCCGGCCGACUUUGGAGGUGUCCCCCAAUGUGUGUCACAGCAAUAUCUAUUCACCCAAGGAAACAGUCCCAGAAGAGGCACGAAGUGAUAUGCACUACAGUGUGGCUGAGGGCCUCAAGCCUGCUGCCCCCUCAGCCCGAAAUGCGCCCUACUUCCCUUGUGACAAGGCCAGCAAAGAAGAAGAGAGACCCUCCUCAGAAGAUGAGAUUGCCCUUCAUUUCGAGCCCCCCAAUGCACCCCUGAACCGGAAGGGUCUGGUUAGUCCACAGAGCCCCCAGAAAUCUGACUGCCAGCCCAACUCACCCACAGAGUCCUGCAGCAGUAAGAAUGCCUGCAUCCUCCAGGCCUCUGGCUCCCCUCCAGCCAAGAGCCCCACUGACCCCAAAGCCUGCAACUGGAAGAAAUACAAGUUCAUCGUGCUCAACAGCCUCAACCAGAAUGCCAAACCAGAGGGGCCUGAGCAGGCUGAGCUGGGCCGCCUUUCCCCACGAGCCUACACUGCCCCACCUGCCUGCCAGCCACCCAUGGAGCCUGAGAACCUUGACCUCCAGUCCCCAACCAAGCUCAGUGCCAGCGGGGAGGACUCCACCAUCCCACAAGCCAGCCGGCUCAAUAACAUCGUUAACAGGUCCAUGACGGGCUCUCCCCGCAGCAGCAGCGAGAGCCACUCACCACUCUACAUGCACCCCCCGAAGUGCACAUCCUGCGGCUCUCAGUCCCCACAGCAUGCAGAGAUGUGCCUCCACACCGCUGGCCCCACGUUUCCUGAGGAGAUGGGAGAGACCCAGUCUGAGUACUCAGAUUCCAGCUGUGAGAACGGGGCCUUCUUCUGCAAUGAGUGUGACUGCCGCUUCUCUGAGGAGGCCUCACUCAAGAGGCACACGCUGCAGACCCACAGUGACAAACCCUACAAGUGUGACCGCUGCCAGGCCUCCUUCCGCUACAAGGGCAACCUCGCCAGCCACAAGACCGUCCAUACCGGUGAGAAACCCUAUCGUUGUAACAUCUGUGGGGCCCAGUUCAACCGGCCAGCCAACUUGAAAACCCACACUCGAAUUCACUCUGGAGAGAAGCCCUACAAAUGCGAAACCUGUGGAGCCAGAUUUGUGCAGGUGGCUCACCUCCGUGCCCACGUGCUUAUCCACACUGGUGAGAAGCCCUAUCCCUGUGAAAUCUGUGGCACCCGUUUCCGGCACCUUCAGACUCUGAAGAGCCACCUGCGAAUCCACACAGGAGAGAAACCUUACCAUUGUGAGAAGUGUAACCUGCAUUUCCGUCACAAAAGUCAGCUGCGACUUCACUUGCGCCAGAAGCAUGGCGCCAUCACCAACACCAAGGUGCAAUACCGCGUGUCAGCCACUGACCUGCCUCCGGAGCUCCCCAAAGCCUGCUGAAGCAUGGAGUGUUGAUGCUUUCGUCUCCAGCCCCUUCUCAGAAUCUACCCAAAGGAUACUGUAACACUUUACAAUGUUCAUCCCAUGAUGUAGUGCCUCUUUCAUCCACUAGUGCAAAUCAUAGCUGGGGGUGGGGGGUGGUGGGGGUCGGGGCCUGGGGGACUGGGAGCCGCAGCAGCUCCCCCUCCCCCACUGCCAUAAAACAUUAAGAAAAUCAUAUUGCUUCUUCUCCUAUGUGUAAGGUGAACCAUGUCAGCAAAAAGCAAAAUCAUUUUAUAUGUCAAAGCAGGGGAGUAUGCAAAAGUUCUGACUUGACUUUAGUCUGCAAAAUGAGGAAUGUAUAUGUUUUGUGGGAACAGAUGUUUCUUUUGUAUGUAAAUGUGCAUUCUUUUAAAAGACAAGACUUCAGUAUGUUAUCAAAGAGAGGGCUUUAAUUUUUUUAACCAAAGGUGAAGGAAUAUAUGGCAGAGUUGUAAAUAUAUAAAUAUAUAUAUAUAUAAAAUAAAUAUAUAUAAACCUAAAAAAGAUAUAUUAAAAAUAUAAAACUGCGUUAAAGGCUCGAUUUUGUAUCUGCAGGCAGACACGGAUCUGAGAAUCUUUAUUGAGAAAGAGCACUUAAGAGAAUAUUUUAAGUAUUGCAUCUGUAUAAGUAAGAAAAUAUUUUGUCUAAAAUGCCUCAGUGUAUUUGUAUUUUUUUGCAAGUGAAGGUUUACAAUUUACAAAGUGUGUAUUAAAAAAACAAAAAGAACAAAAAAAUCUGCGGAAGGAAAAAUGUGUAAUUUUGUUCUAGUUUUCAGUUUGUAUAUACCCGUACAACGUGUCCUCACGGUGCCUUUUUUCACGGAAGUUUUCAAUGAUGGGCGAGCGUGCGCCAUCCCUUUUUGAAGUGUAGGCAGACACAGGGACUUGAAGUUGUUACUAACUAAACUCUCUUUGGGAAUGUUUGUCUCAUCCCAUUCUGCGUCAUGCUUGUGUUAUAACUACUCCGGAGACAGGGUUUGGCUGUGUCUAAACUGCAUUACCGCGUUGUAAAAUAUAGCUGUACAAAUAUAAGAAUAAAAUGUUGAAAAGUCAA
Molecule: messenger RNA, 5088 nt
Organism: Pongo pygmaeus (Bornean orangutan)
Lineage: Eukaryota; Metazoa; Chordata; Mammalia; Primates; Hominidae
Gene: BCL6
Product: BCL6 transcription repressor
Exons: 10
Coding region: 1893-4013 (706 amino acids)
Biological process (GO): regulation of transcription by RNA polymerase II
Cellular component (GO): nucleus
Molecular function (GO): DNA-binding transcription factor activity, RNA polymerase II-specific; protein binding
Source: RefSeq, a predicted model, not a curated record